AUGGCCUCCACGGAGGCAUCGUUGGGGCUGCAAGACUCGGGCUCUGACACGCCGCCGCCGUCGUCGCCGCCGCGGCUUGUAGAACGACAAGCGCCGAGCUGUAUGAGGCCUUCAGCGCUGUUUCAGCGGCUCCAGGGGCUGAGGGCGCGCGCUGCAGUGCGUGUCGUGGAUGUUGGGAACUACAACGACCCCAAUCUACCCACGUCACCCCCGUCGGCAAAGAAGGCUCCAAAGUUUUCAAUAGGGCGCUCGCUUCGCUCAAUGACUUCGUGUCUGGCCUUCAAGGCGGCUCCCUCUCUAGAAGAACGCUACGUCGCCGUUGAGGAGGCAGCAGCGCCCACAGCGGCGUUUGUAGUGCGGCAUUUGCCGAAAAGAAUAGGUGCUGGCGAGGCAGUGCAAGAGCCCGGAGGCGUCAUCGUGAGCUGUCCACUCACAAUGUUGGUGGACGUCUCCACCUUCUCCGUCCCUGGAAAGGAUGUGUUUGUGUUCAAAAUAUUGCCAGGGGACUUCCCCCCUUCGCAUGCCGCAGAGAGUAGCAUGAGAACGAGCAACGCUGAGUCGAGCGUUGCGGCCUCACCAACGUUGUCGUCGGUCCUCAGCGCAGGUGGCGAGGUUGGCUUGCAGCUGGUUUUCAGGCAGCCGCUUGCCGCAUUCCCGCUGGCGAAGAAAAAUUUUCGGAAGGUCGAAUUGCAGUUUGUCGCGCCAAGAGAACGCGACUUGUGGCUGCAUUUUCUCGAGAAGUAUUACGCCACCUUUUUGCUGGAUUCGGUUCGAACAGGUGGUGGUGGUGGUGAGGUUUGCAUCUCCGACUCGGAGCUGCGGAGGCUGACGGAGGAAAGCACGCGGCUGAUGCGGCGGAAACCGGCGCCCGCCGUUAUUGAGCGCUAUAUCGACUUCUUUCUCUCCUCCGCGGGUCGUGAGGACGCGGAUCGAACGCAAAAGGCGGAGAACAUAAACCCUCAGGACGUUCCAUGUGGAGGCAUUCUUCGCAUUAACCUUGGCGAGAACCACUUCGAGACGCGACGGUUUGCCUACAAGAAGGCCAAAAGGCGUUCGGCGUGGGACGGGCAGGCGGCGGCGGCGGAGGAGGAGUACCUUGUCAUGCAUCCCACCACCGUGUCGCAGCGCGUUCGGAGGGUCGCGAAGUAUAAGGUGCCAGUUGGGCAGCUGCGUGUGAUGGUGGAGGAGGAGCACUUUGGACAUGUUUUCUUCCUCGAGCAGAGGGCAGAGUUCACGGGUGGAUGCACGAAAUCCCUCUUGAGUCUCUUCCAGAGCCAGCCCAGCAACCUGCAGGUGGCAUUGGCGGCGUCACCGCCAGACAGCAGCAGUGACUUUGCCAUCACUGAAACGAUUCAGCUUCAUACCAGCGGGUUUGCGGACCGCAUUCGAUGGCUGAAAUGGUUCGAGGCGGUGCUGCGGAAGCCUGUCGUGUAUCUUUCCCGUCUCCGCGAGGAGAAAAAGUCGCUAGAGCGGGCCCAUGGCCCACGCCGGCUUUGCACAUCACUUUGCCCGGGUCCCCUCCCCCCGGCCGUCGCCGGUGAGGGCGGCUGA
Molecule: messenger RNA, 1551 nt
Organism: Trypanosoma conorhini
Lineage: Eukaryota; Euglenozoa; Kinetoplastea; Trypanosomatida; Trypanosomatidae
Exons: 1
Coding region: 1-1551 (516 amino acids)
Source: RefSeq, a predicted model, not a curated record